Molecule: messenger RNA, 312 nt
Organism: Lathyrus sativus (Indian pea)
Lineage: Eukaryota; Viridiplantae; Streptophyta; Magnoliopsida; Fabales; Fabaceae
Source: the annotation of a GenBank genome assembly
AUGACAAUACUUAGCUUCGAUGGAAGUGACCGCGGGUGGGCUAUAUUCUGUAGAGGACAGUCUGAAAUGGCAAGAGCUAAAGGUGAUGCUGCUUUAACAAGUUUGAGAGAUUAUGAUAAGUGGAAACAUAAUAUUGAACAAGAUGGUUGGGUUCCUGCAUUGAAUGAUUAUAUUAAGGAAAUUCAGCAGCCGCAUCAUUGUAAUCGACUUAUUCUUCUUGGGAGCACUGGUGGAAUACCGCAGAAGGUUGUUUGCGCGGAAUAUGGUCGUCAAAUGGAGAAAUAUUUCAUGUAUCGUUGUUGUGUGGAGUGA